GAGAAGACCAGGCUUCACCAUGAGUCUCAAAACAUAUUCAACGUUUGAAUCACAGCAUGAUCGUGCUCUUGACACAUGUGACUUUGACCCGUCCAUGACCCUCUCAACCUCCCGCCAGUGGCCUGGCGAAAGACAUCCGACCAGGUGGGAUGUACAUGAUGCCAAUGAGAGCCCUGCAGCGACGUUUUUGGACCAAUUUCGAGCCGCACUCUUGCACAGCGAAGGCGCAGAGCACGACGUUCUACUCGAUGAUGAUCCUGAGAUAGGAGCCUCUCAGCAGGCUGAUUCGCACGAUGUCUUCAAGUACACAUAUCCGAUGGUGUUACUUUCUGAAGUUCCCCCAACCCCGACUGACCAGGAGUUGGCACAUUUUCAGACCUUGUUCUCGACCACUUUCAAAAAACACUUCUUCUUGGACUUUAUGGACAAUGUGCCGACUUCUUCCAGCCCGACGCCUCCGUAUCUCGACUUCGCAUCCGCGUGCCUGGGAUCAAUUACUUCCUCACCAACAGCAUCACAUUCGAGUGCCGCUUCAAACGACUCAUCCAGACAGGACGUCUCAGCAGCCUUAUUUAUCGCUGGUGUGAACCUGUGGUCUGUCAUGCUUGAAGUUGAUAAUCGCGAGGCCCGCCAGCUUGAAGCAGUCAUUGCGGCUUCCUUGCUAUCUACUUACGGACUGUUGUCCGCGGAUAAAGUCCACUGGAGAAAGGCUUCAGGUAUUCUGUCUAAUGUUGUGACGAUCUCCAGGCGGCUCCAUCUAACUGAUGGACACUCUCCUCUCUACCAUGCUAGCAACGUUGCGGACAAGGACUUCAUGAUGAAAAGUUCGCUCAUCAGUUACAUGAUACUUGUUGACACCCUUCACGCGGCAUAUUUUGGGCUUGCACCCAACCUUUCCACCAGCGAGUUGUUUAUACGCAUGCCAUGGUCCAACCAUCAGUUUCGGACCGUCUACAACUGCCUCGUCCAUGGCCAUGAAACCCCUUCAGAUAUGCGACGGCCAGAAGAUGCACUUCUGCUGCUGACGGCGAUUCUCAAUGACACCAUCCAUGUCAAUUGUAGCUUUCUGUCACUCCAAUUUCCUGAUGUGACUUCUGGCCAGAACAUAAACGGUCAUAUUCAGGAAUCCAUCAACCCCUCUCCUAAUCGACACGUCCUGACCAGUAACAAGAAGCUCAGAAAUCCUUGGGCGCCCCUAACUGCAGGGUCAGAGUUCUGUCGCUUAAGGGUUGACCUGCUUGCAGCAUUGUCGAGAUGGGAAGACCAUUUUCAGGAUCACAUUGGCAGCGACAUUCUAGCCCUCGGCUACUUCACUCGUUUACAGCUCCAUUGCCCCGAAAUGUGGGAGCUCCCGUACGUCGCCGGGUACGGGAGAACUGCAGCUACGACUAGAGGGCCAACAAGACCAGCAACCAAGAUCGAAGUACCUGACAAAGCCAUGGACUUAUCUUGGCAGGUAUUAUAUCAUUGCGAUAAGGCGUCCAAGAGCUCAAUCGGCGCAAUGGCAAUAUGGCUACCAAUUGUUGUGUUUCUGUCGGCAUUAGUGGUAUGGCAGAAACUCCGGAGCCAACGUCCAGGGGACAUCAGGUAUGGCACUCUGAAAGUCCUGACCAUGUUUCAGAAUGAGCUCGCGAAACUACCGUGGGCAUGUUGUUCGGAGAUGAUCAAGCUUCUGGACCGGCUCAUGAAUCAAGAGCAAUCGGCCGACGCUCGAGAUGAUCAAUAAAGAAUCAUUACAUGGUAGUUUACUGUGAUGUCGAUGUAUGCAACCUCACCAGCACGGCCGAGUCUCUCCAGCUGAUUAAGUCACGCCGAUGAUGGGGUUCCGGACAAGGACACUAUUUCGCAUUGGCUACCCCAUCGCUUCCGGCAUCACCAAGCAUGCCUUCAGCCCUCAUGAGUGGAUGGGUGGUUGGGCAACCUUAUGAAAGAUGAUGAUUCAUUCCGAUAAUGAUGAUUGGGCUGUUCUCUUUACCCUCCUGCGCAGCAGGAUGGCGAGGAAGAUAACACUCAAGGAGCGUCACGACAUCCCUCCGAUUACACACAGGUGCCGACCACUAACACGUGACCAUUGCUCCUAAGAAGGUAGCAAAUACCACCCCCCGGAUGGAAAUUAUUUUGAGGAUAUCGACAAAGGCCGCCAUUGACAGAAAUCAUAGGGUACUUGUGGCUAUGGAAUGUUUAACAGACGCAUCUAGCAUAUUCAGCACGAGUUCAGAUCCCCAAACCGCUCCCGAGCUUCGAAAGGCCACGAACAAGAACGCCAUGAUCCUAGUUCUCUCAUCUAUAAAUCCUAUCAUCAAAUUUGCC
Exophiala mesophila is the source of this 2310-nucleotide messenger RNA. RefSeq lists its product as uncharacterized. Lineage: Eukaryota; Fungi; Ascomycota; Eurotiomycetes; Chaetothyriales; Herpotrichiellaceae. Gene Ontology annotation, molecular function: DNA binding; zinc ion binding. Gene Ontology annotation, biological process: DNA-templated transcription. The coding region runs from base 20 to 1726 and encodes 568 amino acids. The transcript has 5 exons. The record is from RefSeq and is a predicted model, not a curated record.